Pollicipes pollicipes is the source of this 1991-nucleotide messenger RNA. RefSeq names its product lipoma-preferred partner zyxin (gene Zyx). Lineage: Eukaryota; Metazoa; Arthropoda; Thecostraca; Pollicipedomorpha; Pollicipedidae. Gene Ontology annotation, biological process: cell-cell adhesion. Bases 65 to 1165 code for a protein of 366 amino acids. The record is from RefSeq and is a predicted model, not a curated record. The transcript is spliced from 7 exons. Gene Ontology annotation, cellular component: stress fiber; focal adhesion.
GCCGCCCGAGUUCUCCGCCGGCCAGCCGGGCGUGCAGGAGCUGCCGCCGCCGCCGCCGCCCUACAUGCCCUCGCAGUACGCCUACAACCAGCUGGGCACCAACGGCCAGGCAGGAGCGGCGUAUCCCGCCACGGCCGAGGACGACCUCCCGCCGCCUCCCCCACCCGAUCUAUACGUGGACUCGUCCGAGUAUCCGCCAGAGCUGCCGGCACCGCCAUCUCCCGUCAGUUCGAGCUACUCCGAGUUACGGCGCGCCAAUCAGGGGGCGCCGCCGCCGACGUACCCAGCCAACCAGUUUGCGACCUACGCACCGGCGUCGCAAACGAGCUCCACCUAUGAGUCCAUCUACGAGCCGGUGCGGCCGCGGCCGGGCGGGUCGGCGGCCACGCACCACCCGUACCCGCUGCACGGGCCGGUGGUGGCGCCAGGCGCGCAGGGCCUGGCGCCGGCGCCCAGCAGUCAGCCCAUCACCAACCCGGACCGAACCGGUCGCGAGGCGGAGGUCGACUCGCUCACCAGUCUGCUGGUGCACGGACUCGACAACCCCCAGCCAGACUUCUUCGGCAUGUGCACCAAGUGCGGCGACAAGGUGGUGGGCGAGGGCACCGGCUGCACCGCCAUGGAGAAGGUGUUCCACGUGAGCUGCUUCUCUUGCCACGUGUGUCAGGUGCUGCUGCAAGGCCGGCCGUUCUUCGCCGUCGAGAGCAAGCCGCACUGUGAGGAGUGCUACAUGGACACCCUGGAGCGCUGCAGCGUGUGCACCAAGCCGAUCCUGGACCGCAUCCUGCGCGCUACGGGCAAGCCGUAUCACCCGCAGUGCUUCACGUGCGUGGUCUGCGGCCGCUCGCUGGACGGCGUCUGCUUCACUGUCGAUGCCGCCAACCAGAUCCACUGCAUCGAGGACUUCCACAGGAAAUUCGCCCCCAAGUGCAGCGUGUGUAACGACCCGAUCAUGCCGGAGCUGGGCCAGGAGGAGACGGUGCGCGUGGUGGCGCUCGACCGCAGCUUCCACGUGCUCUGCUACAAGUGUGAGGACUGUGGCCUGGUGCUCUCCUCGGAGGCCGAGGGGCGCGGCUGUUACCCGCUAGACGGCCACGUCCUCUGCAAAAACUGCAACGCUAAGCGAGUGCGCGCCCUCACGUCUAAGAUGACGACAGAACUUUAGGUUGUCGUGCUGCCUCACAGGUGACGCUGCUGUCUGAAUUCGUUUGACGCCACCCACAUCCUUUUAUCGGUAUUGUAUGCGGAUGCUGCUGAAUCGCGCUCACGCUUUGUCGCCACGAAUGCCUCGAGGACAGCGGUGCUCUUGCGACUUGACGUCACAUUGGUGAGGAAGGUCAAUACGAAUCGAAGCGUCGCCGGUGACGGUCAAGUCAGGUCAUGAAGUUUGGCAUCGGAGCCAAACCAGCGAGUACCAGGACAGAACCCGAGCGUGAUCGGCUCGGUAUAUUCCAUGUCUCUCCGUGGCUCUGUGCCAGAUCGGGGGACGCUGAUGGGCACCGAUGACGUGUUGCGCGUUUAUCUUGGCUGGAUUAGUAUCGUGUGAACUGAACCGGAUGUCGUUCUGGGCGUACUACGUCGUUUGUGCCAUCGCUUUGUUUGGCCUCACCAAUGGAGGCAUUGCAUCCGAAUUAAACACGUCGAUGAUUAGCUCCGGUCCGAUGCUCUGCAUGUCAGCACGCUGAGCAACUGUGCCCGAAAUAGUGGGCAAGCGACGAAUGUUUGCCGUGAUCACUGUCGCCUGACGUGCGCCGCUUCUAUAGGUCCGCCACUAUUGCCGCCUGCGAUAAUCUGCUUUUCGUGUAUUCCAGUGCCCUUAUGACGUUGACCUGUGGGUAUUGUAUUGUGUCCAUUCCUGGUAGGUUUGAACAGUGAACUGCUAUGUUGCGCGUCGGCUUAAGCCGUCGAUUAUGAUAAGUCACAACGUCUGGUGACACUUUCAAUAUUUCUUAAUGUAUUAUAUAUAAAUGAACUUUCAUGUGUUCAUCAUC